Molecule: messenger RNA, 1703 nt
Organism: Drosophila mauritiana
Lineage: Eukaryota; Metazoa; Arthropoda; Insecta; Diptera; Drosophilidae
Exons: 4
Coding region: 103-1041 (312 amino acids)
Cellular component (GO): membrane
Molecular function (GO): phosphatidylinositol bisphosphate binding
Source: RefSeq, a predicted model, not a curated record
UGUUUCAAAUCACAAACCUCUGCUCUGCCGAAACUGCCCGACCGUAAAAAGUGCAUUUAACCAAACCCAAUCAGCGACCAAUUGACAAGAUUCCUUGUGACCAUGGCCAAGAUACGAUCGCUGGAGCCGGAGCUGGCAGAGGUGGCUCGAUCUCAGCUCUGCGAGGAUCCGUCCUCGAUGGUGGAGAAGAUCGAGGCGCUGAGGACCUGGAUCAUCGAACAGAUCUACCUGGAGGCGCGGACCGACGAUCAGUUCUUGGUGGCCUUUCUGCGCUUCUGCCGCUGGGACGUGGAGGAGGCCAAGAAAAGGGUACUCUUCUACUACACCUACAAAUCGAAGGAAAGAGAACUGCUCAAGGGUCGCCAGGUGGACGAUAAGCUGAUAGAACUGGCUCGUUCAGGAAUAUUCGCCACAUUGCCGAAACCUAUUGGCCCUGGUGGCCCCCGCAUCCACUACACACGAAUGGGCCACAUUGAGCCUUCCAAGCACAGUGUCAGCGACAUUUUCCGCUUCCACGCUUUUCGCGCUGAGAUCGAGAUCAACACGGACGACAACUGGAACAUAGCCGGCGUGGUGGAGAUCAUCGACUUCACCAAGAUACCCUACUCUCUGCUACUGCAGUUCGAUCCUGGCAUGUUCAAGCGGAUGAAUGCAUUCCUAGAGCAUGGAAUUCCAGCGAAUUUAGUGGCCACGCACAUUGUUAAUGCAUCCAGGGAGACGCAGUUUGUCCUUGGACUGGUUCGGAAUGUCAUGAAGCAAAAGGAGCUGUUGCACAUUCACUCCACCGUCGCGUCUCUGCGAAAGGCAAUUGGAUUGGAGUAUUUGCCCGUGGAGAUGGGCGGCGAUAAUGGAUCUUUGUCGGAUGCAAUGACGCGCUACGAGACCCAGCUGCUUAGCUUUUCUCCGUACUUUACGGAAGACGAGCGAUAUGGCGUGGAUGAGAAAUUGCGGGAAGCCAGUGAGAAGGAUCGGGAAAGGGGCGCUCCGUUAGUAACCGACGUUCCGAACGACGGAACCUUCCGAAUGAUUAACUUCGAUUGAGGCAAUGAUCGGGCAGUUAGUUGUAUAUUCUGAUGCACAUCCUAUAGAACACCCUCUUAACACACAGCCCGAUAUAUACACACUGGAAUGUAUAGACACUACAGCGCUAAAGCGAUCUUUGGUCAUAGCAGAACCUGAUAUUUUAUAAAUGAAACCAUAAGGGAGGAACAUCGAAACUAAAAGCAAAUUGAACAAUAUUAUAGACGACAAGUGCACACUAAAACGAAAUAAGAAGCAAAUGGAUCGCCAUCAAAUGGCACAAAAACCUCACAAGUUUGUCGAUUUUAAUUUAUUGCUGUCCUUAUCAACGCACAUACUUAUACACAUUCUAACGUCCGGUCGAACGAUUCAUUCUACCAUGAUCCCACAAUGCAUUUUCAUGACGAAAUCCUUAACGUCUUCUACUUGCGUGCUAAGUUGUUGGCUUUUAUUUUAUCGCAUACUUUUAUAAAUACGGUACAUGAGCAUACAUAUAUAUUUUGGAUAUUUUUUCAGUUGGUUAAGUGUCGUUUCUACUAAUUUUUGAUACUAGUUUACACAUACAUAUACAUGCAUCUCUAUAUUUAUGGAUAAUACAUACAUAGUUAAAUGACUAUAUUUAAAUGUGACAAUGUACUGUAGACCCCAUGUUGAGUGCGUUAAUAAAUUAAAGCGAAUUUGUU